Baudoinia panamericana UAMH 10762 is the source of this 863-nucleotide messenger RNA. RefSeq lists its product as uncharacterized. Lineage: Eukaryota; Fungi; Ascomycota; Dothideomycetes; Mycosphaerellales; Teratosphaeriaceae. The record is from RefSeq and is a predicted model, not a curated record. The coding region runs from base 238 to 756 and encodes 172 amino acids. The transcript is spliced from 2 exons.
UGCUACGCCUUCAUGACCAUCGUAGCGUUCAUCAAGAAACAAAGCGUUGAGAUAUUCUCUUGCUAGCCUCACGCACACGAGAAGGUUUGGCAGAAAAUGAGGUGGUAAAUAGGUAGGUGUACUUCAUAACCUCCCAUCUCCCAUUUCAUCUCCUCUCACCUUCCCAGUCUCUCCAACCUACACAUCCUCCCCUCAUCUCCAGGAACUAGCCAUCCCAAUUCCCGACAACCACCCACCAUGGUUUCCAUCAAGACCCUCCUCACCAGCCUCAUCCUCGCCCUGGGCGCAACAGCCGUCAACGCCGAAGCAGCAGGGAAAUCCCGCUACCGCAUCCACUUCACCCGCUUCUUCGACUCCACGUGUCGCGAGCAGGUCCCGCGCGACGAAGAUACCUUGCGCAGUGGGCAUUGCAAGGAUUGGAAGCACGACGCCCCGCCCUUCACCGGCUUCAGCUACAGCUACUACCCGCACCACGGUAACCCGCCCGACAAGCCGGAGGACACGGUGUGCUCGGUGAUUGCGUAUCCCGAGCGGGAUUGCAAGGGGAAUGGCAAGGCGUUCGAUGCGACGAGUCAUCUGAAUAAGUGCUUGAGUAUUGGGGGGUCGGUGCAGAGUAUUCGUGUUGAGUGUGGGGAUAAUCAUUAUGGUGAGUGUUCAGCGCACGAGAGAGAGAGACCGUUGGUUUUAUGGGUGGGUCCUAACGGAUGGCAGAUUGAUAUGGUGCUCGAGAAGGGGUUUGAUGGGCCUGUAUCGUAGCUCUGAAUGGCUGCUGGCUUGGAAAGGGCGUGUUGUAUUGAGUCUGAGAUGGCGGGGAGUAAUGAUAGGGUUGUGGCGGUGUAGUCGAGUUAGCUGCCCGCCAAUGA